AUGGAUUUUAGAAAACCCAAUGGUCUCUUUAGCAACAAGAGCUUCAUCUUCCAACUCCUCACUGGACCAUGGUUCAUGGUUUUUGCAUCAUUGCUAAUCAUGUCCACUGCAGGCACACCCUAUGCCUUUGGACUAUAUUCCAGCGAGAUCAAAUCUGUGCUUGGCUACGACCAAACCACACUCAAUUUGAUCAGUUUUUUCAAGGACGUGGGCACCAACGUUGGUAUCCUACCAGGCCUAAUCAACGAGGUCACACCCCCAUGGGUGGUCUUAUCAACUGGUGCACUUGUGAACUUCUUGGGGUACUUCAUGAUAUGGCUAUCCGUGACAGAAAAAAUAGCAAAGCCCCAAGUAUGGAUGAUGUGCUUGUACAUCUUUCUUGCUGCAAAUUCAACUGCUUUUGCCAACACUGGAGCACUUGUAACCUGCGUGAAGAACUUCCCGGAAAGCCGUGGCGUGGUGCUAGGGCUUCUAAAGGGAUAUGUUGGUCUCACUGGUGCUAUAAUCACUCAACUCUACCAUGCUUUCUAUGGUAAUGACACGAAGUCUUUGAUUUUGCUUCUAGGGUGGCUUCCUGCUGCUAUAUCUUUCGCUUUUCUACGUACAAUAAGAAUCAUGAAGGUGAAUCGGCAACAGAACGAGCUCCAAGUAUUCUAUAAUUUCCUUUAUAUAUCACUUGGCCUUGCUGGGUUUCUAAUGGUCAUGAUUAUAGUACAGCAAAAGGUCACGUUCACGCAGAGCGAGUAUGGUGGAAGUGUAGCUGCGGUGCUGCUUUUGCUCUUUCUCCCACUUGCUGUGGUUAUCAUAGAAGAGCGUUAUCUUUGGAAGAACAAGAAUAUAUCACCCAACGAUUCUUCCCAGGUGAAAGUAAUCACUGAGAAGCCAAAGGCAGAAAGUACUACAGCAUCUUUUGCACAAUCCAUUCCUGACACAACCAAUUUGGUCCCUGAAUUGGACAAAGAAAAGCAUGUUUCAUGUUGGAAAAACGUGUUCAGCCCACCGGAUAGAGGUGACGACUAUACCAUACUACAAGCACUCUUCAGCAUUGACAUGUUGAUAUUGUUCUUCUCGGCAAUUUGUGGUGUUGGAGGCACUUUAACAGCUAUAGACAAUUUGGGACAAAUGGGAACUUCGCUUGGCUACCCAACUCGAAGUAUAAGCACAUUUGUGUCUCUUGUGAGCAUAUGGAAUUAUCUUGGACGAGUGACCUCUGGUUUGGUCUCUGAAAUUCUAUUGAAAAAGUACAAGUUCCCUCGACCUCUUAUGCUGACUCUAGUGCUCCUAUUAGCAUGUGUUGGUCACCUUCUAAUCGCGUUUAAUCCUCCAGGUGGUCUCUAUGUUGCAUCGAUAAUUAUCGGGUUUUCUUUUGGUGCACAAUGGCCAUUACUUUUUGCAAUAAUUUCUGAAAUUUUUGGCCUAAAGUACUACUCUACUUUGUACAAUUUUGGGUCAGUGGCUAGCCCAAUUGGACUGUAUGUACUCAACGUAAAGGUCACUGGGCAUUUAUAUGAUAAGGAAGCUAGAAAGCAGCUGGCCGCCUCAGGACAAGUAAGGAAUGCUGGGGAGGCUUUGAAUUGUAUUGGGGUUGAGUGUUUCAAAUUGUCAUUCAUUAUAAUUACUGCUGUGACAUUGUUUGGCUCGCUUGUUUCUCUCUUUCUGGUGUUGAGGACUAGGAAGUUCUAUAAGAGUGACAUUUACAAGAAGUUCCGGGAGGAGGCGAAGUUGGCUGAGAGGGAGAUGGCUAUGGCCGGAGACCACAUUGGACCCGAAAAUGGUUGCUAG
Quercus lobata is the source of this 1782-nucleotide messenger RNA. RefSeq lists its product as uncharacterized. Lineage: Eukaryota; Viridiplantae; Streptophyta; Magnoliopsida; Fagales; Fagaceae. Bases 1 to 1782 code for a protein of 593 amino acids. The transcript has a single exon. Gene Ontology annotation, cellular component: membrane. The record is from RefSeq and is a predicted model, not a curated record.